AUGUUUCUGGCUGAGAGCGCACUCUCACUCGCCUCACUCCCUCUAACCUCCCGCUUUAAGAACUCUCGGAGUCACUCCCCUUUGAUCCUCCCACCUUCUAAUGUUUCUGGCAGAGAACAGACUCUCACUCGCUUGGUCUCCAUUGGUCAAGGCCUGGGGGACAUCUUCACUCGCGAGAUGCAGGCGGAUGUGGACGUGGGAGGGGACGCGAUCGAAACCACCAAGUGGAGAAUUUUCAAAGUGGCCGACGGCCUUCGGUUCUUCCACGAAGCAUCUGAGGAGGGGUUUGAGUCGCUGAUCAAGGCGGAGGGGGUGGUGGAGGCAUCAGCAGACAGCAUCUUCGAAGUUCUCAUGAGCACGAGCGCUCCUCUCUCCAUGCAGUGGGACACGUUCACAGUGGAGAACGAGGUGGUGGAGGCCGUGGAUGGGCACACGGAUAUCAUCUACGCUAUAGUCACCAACAGGCAGUACACUCACGGGAGGCCAUUGGAGAAGGAGGUGCUGGCAUCUCGCACAUGGAGGCGCAACCACGACAGCUCCUAUGGUAUCACCACGUUCAACACCAACCAUGACUCCAAGCCCCCCAAUGCCCACCGCCCUCGCCUUGAAUUCGCAUUGGGAUCGUGGGACAUCCUGCCCCUCACCCCCGCCCGCCCCAAGUCGGGCCACGUGAAGUGCCUCGUGCGACACGUUAUCGAGCUCGGCACCGCGCCCUCUCUCUCCUCCUCGCCCUCCUCCCGCCUUUCCGACAGCCCCGUUCCCCCCACCCCCAGCAAACUCUCUGUCUCCCCCGCCCCGUCCCACCUCUACUCCGCUAGCACGUCCUCUCCGGUGCACUCCUCCCUCCCCGGUGCCGUCGCUGGAGUGGCGAAAGCCGCUGCAGGGAAGCCGAUUUCGUUUAUUAAGGGUCUUAUGAGGGAGAAGAAGGAGAAGGAGAAGGAUGAGAAGCUGCCCAAGUCGUCGUCUACAGGAGGAGCGGUGGGAGGAGGUGGAGGGGGAGGGGGAGCAGGAGUGGUGGUUGCGGGAAGUGGGGAGGUGGAGGAGGAGGCCGAUGCGCAUGUGGCGUUUGAGGAGUUUGCAGACUCGUUCCCGUACGCGUCCCUCUGCCGCAUCGCAGGCCUGAGGGAGUAUUUCGCAGCACAGCCCGCCAUGGAGGAGCAUGUGGAGAGGAACACGGAGGAGAUGGUUGCGAGUUUGAUGGAGAGAACCGAGAGCCUUGAAGACCAGUUCUUUGACGCUGAAGGGGAGGAGGCCGAACCCGCUAAGGAGAAGGUAUCGGCCAAGGCGCGCUGGCAGGGGCUCAAGUGGAUGGUGCAAUUCGGCUUCCGCCUGCGAUCCUUGUUCCUGGUGGAGGAGGAGGAGGCGGACAAGGAGCGCUGGGAGGUGCGCAGGGAACUGCAAACAGACGUCACGCCCACCGACCUGCUGGCCGUGGGGGAGAAGCUCAGGGCGCAGGCGUCGCUGCCGCUGGGAGUGGACCCCAAGGACGCCCAUGCGUGGAAGCAGGCCGCUGCUGACAACUUCUGUGUGCGCGGCGCUACGUACCUCUCUGAUGGCAUCAAGAUUCCCGCAGCCCAGCCGCUGCUCUCCCUCCUGGCAGUGGACUGGUUCAAGGCAGACUCGCGCAUUGACAACGUGGCAGCACGGCCUGGCUCUGUCAUGCAGUCGGAAGCAGGAAAGAAGCUGCCAUUUGUCUUCGUUCUCAACCUGCAAGUACCCGGCAAGCCCAACUACUCGUGCGUCGCUUACUUUGCUGCCGAUCGCCCCGUCAAGAAAGAUUCCCUUCUGGGGAGGUUUGUGAACGCUGAGGAUGACUCCUUCAGGAACAGCCGCUUCAAGCUCAUCCCCCGCAUCGAGGAGGGCUUCUGGGCAGUAAAACGGGCAGUUGGAACAAAAGCUGCUAUUCUGGGCAAGGCACUGACUUGCAGCUAUUUCAAGGGCGAGAACUACCUGGAGAUGGACGUGGACGUGGGGUCGUCCUCAGUGGCUCGUAGCGUCAUCGGCCUCGUGCUCAGCUACGUCACCUCACUCGUGGUGGACCUAGCAUUGCUCAUUGAGGCACAAGCUGCAGAUGAGCUGCCUGAGUAUCUCCUCGGCACGAUCACUCUGAUGCGCCUUGAACCCAAAAAGGCCAUCGACCCCCCUCCUGCUUGA
This is a messenger RNA of Closterium sp. Yama58-4, 2154 nucleotides long. The record is from the annotation of a GenBank genome assembly. Lineage: Eukaryota; Viridiplantae; Streptophyta; Zygnematophyceae; Desmidiales; Closteriaceae.